AUGAGAAACACAACUACCCCUAGCAAUCUCGCCGAACCCAAAGCUUCGACGUAUCUCACCGUCAAGCUGAGGUCGGACCCCUCCACAACCUGGGCCGAAAUUUUUAACUUGCAACAAAUGAAGGACGACAUGGAGACGGCAGCUACCGGGUACGGCGAGAGCGGCGAUUACGCCGUUUACCUCACAUAUCAGAAGGCGGGCAACACGCCCCUUGGAUCGAAAAGGACAUACGUCUCCGAUUUCUUUGUGCCUCUAACUCUCCGACCCGAAGAGCACGUGAAAAUGGAGAUCUAUAAGAAGACGAUGAAGAAGCGGAAGACCUGUCGUUUCUGGGCCAUGAGGACUUGCCGCGCGCAUUUGGCUGGGGUCGAGUGCGAAUACGACCAUCCUGAGGGGAAGGGCAGUGUUGAGCAGGACCUGGCCAAGAAAGACAAGAUGGAGAAGGUGUGGCGGUAG
Messenger RNA from Didymosphaeria variabile, 456 nucleotides. RefSeq lists its product as uncharacterized. The record is from RefSeq and is a predicted model, not a curated record. The transcript is spliced from 2 exons. The coding region runs from base 1 to 456 and encodes 151 amino acids. Lineage: Eukaryota; Fungi; Ascomycota; Dothideomycetes; Pleosporales; Didymosphaeriaceae.